Messenger RNA from Pelobates fuscus (common spadefoot toad), 1895 nucleotides. Its product is annotated as cornifelin homolog B-like. The coding region runs from base 113 to 442 and encodes 109 amino acids. NCBI's taxonomy places the organism in Eukaryota, Metazoa, Chordata, Amphibia, Anura, Pelobatidae. The record is from RefSeq and is a predicted model, not a curated record. The transcript has 4 exons.
CUUGAUGUCCCCUCCCAGACAUUCCUCAGUGAAUCCCUAUAAUAACACACUGACUAGCUGACUCCUCACACAAACAUCUUCACACUGAUAGGCAUCUUCAUCACAAGUCAAAAUGUCUUACCCAAUCAGCUCCCAGCCUCACGCAACUCAGGGCUAUGCGACCAGCAGCCAGUGGAAUUCCGAAGUGUUCGACUGCUUUGAAGACAUGGGCAUCUGUCUUUGUGGAACAUUUGUCCCCUGUAUCUUGGCUUGUAAGGUAGCCUCAGAUUUUGGCGAGUGCUGCUGUCUACCUUGCCUUGGAGGCACCGUGCUGGCCAUGCGUACCGGCAUCCGAGAACGUCAUCGCAUUCCGGGCACUAUUUGCAAUGACUGUGUAUGCCUCACAUUCUGCACCCCAUGCACUCUCUGUCAGUUGGCCCGUGAGGUGAAAGCCAGGAAAUAAAGAAAGCAACAUUAGUGCUUGAGAUGCAGACAGAUAUAUUAUAAUUAGACAUCCUAUGGACAAAUCUAAAGAAUGUAAGAAUUGAAGGAACAGAAGAGAAAAAUCUUCCCGGACCAAAGAUACAUUUAUUAUAAAGAGUUAGCUUCUCUAUGCAGCAAAAAACUAUGUAAUCAAGCAUAUUGCGAAUAUACUUUUUAUAUUUUUUAAGACUUUUUUUUAAACUAUUACUAAGACUGGCUUACAGAGACAUUUAUAAUGGGGGGGAUUAGGGGUCUGAAACCCUUGAUGCCAGGUUCUGUAUCCCCCAAUUUCUAGAGGUUAAAGAUCUGUAGUACGAUGCUAGUGAUCUUGUUUUCUUUUUUACAUCAGUCUGCUGAUAUAGCAGCCGCAUGAUAAAAAAUGAUCAGUAGUAUAGCCCUACACCAGGCAUAGGCAACCUUCGGCACUCCAGAUGUUUUGGACUACACCUCCCAUGAUGCUUUGCUAGCACUACGGGUGUAAGAGCAUUGUGAGGGAUGUAGUCCACAAAAUCUGGGGUGCCGAAGGAUGCCUACCCCUGUCCUACACUAAGCAGCUAAAGAGAGGGGAUUAUCACCCCAGAUGAUCUUUAGGAGAUGGAUGUUGGAGAGAGAGGCUGCACUGUAUGUCUUCUCCAUGUUGUGUGCCUAGGUAAGAUUGCAUCAAAUAUCUGGCAAUGCAGCAUGUUUUUGUUUCCAGAUAUGUUUUUUUUUAUUUUUAUUAUUAGCAUACUGGCUUGCAUAGUUGGCAAGGUUUUUGUAAAAGGACAUGGCUUCUAGAAUAGAACUUCAUGGUAUGGGUCAUCAACUUUUGCUUUGUGCUGAAGCCCCAAGUGGUUCUGGAAGCUGGCACCAUCCUUGCUAUAUCAUAUAUAGAGCUAAAUAUAUGAAAUAAAGGGCAUUUCAAGAUUAAAUGUGACAAGCAGAGGAAACCUGACAAAUCAGGUUGCGAGGGCUUUUCUAUCAUAUAUAAUGCAUGUACAAACACCUACCUAGCAAACUGUUAAUCUGUUACUAGUAAAUGUAGGAUUGAGCUGUAUAGCACUGCUAAAUGCUAUUAUAAUGGAUUCUGGCCAAUAACAAGAUCCAUGAGUCUUGUCCAGCACACAUCCUAACAGGAAGUCUACAGGGAACCUGGGAUUACAUCUAAUUGCUGGACAUCCUUGUCUGAAGAAUCAACUUUCUGGUCCAGCUUAUGUGCCAUCCCGUCCAUGCUGUUGUUUGGAGAACCUGUGAAUGUUAGCACGAUGGAUACGAUACAUUGUUAAUUUAUCAGUCUUUGUGCUAAGUGUAUUAAUGUAAUACUUGACUCAUGACCCUUUUGCUUUAGCAUGGAAUCCUCCCAGGAGUCAUAUGAUCUCCACCUACAUUAGUUUUAUAUUUUUUUCAUCCCAAAGAAAAAAAAAAUAAAAUCAGGUUCUAUUAUUUUCCUUUGA